ACAUUUAAUAAACCUCGACUUUUAAAACGCGAUUAAUAUUUUUUUUUAUUACACGCGCGUAUCACGUAUACACAACAACAGCGUUACGUCGCCGUCGAUCGUACGCAAGGCCGAUCCGAAUGCGUUUCGUCUCGCCGACUCGCAAUUACGCAAUGCGCUUGCUGCGCCUCGUGAAUAAACAUGUUCCUUCGGUCUCGUCCGGUAUCGUGGCACGAGCGCGAUAACGGCCGUCCAUCAUUAUUGGUUGUCACUCUCGGACUCACGCGAUCCGGAGUGGUACUCCGGAGCUCUCGGAGCCGCUCCUCAUCGACCGAUCGGAUCGACCGGACCGGACCGGAUCCAGCUGAUGGCUCUCUCCUGGCGGCUGCUGACGGCCGCGCGUCUGGUAGGCCGAAAGCGCACGCCAUCCAAUAUGCCGAUUUUUGUCUACCAGCUCAUUUCGCUUCGGCAAAAUAAUGCCCUUCCAACUGUCGGACAUUGGUGAAGGAAUUCGGGAUGUCACGGUGAAGGAAUGGUUCGUGAAACCAGGCGAUCGGGUGAGCCAGUUUGACAACAUCUGCGAGGUGCAGAGCGACAAAGCAUCAGUGACGAUCACGAGUCGAUAUGACGGCAUCGUCAAGACACUGCAUUACAAAGUGGAUGACGUCGCGAUAGUCGGGUCCGCAUUAUUGGAUAUCGAGAUAGAGGACGAGUCGAAGGACGUCGCAAGGGAUGACGCGGGGGAAAUCAAAAAGAACAUCGAGAGCGAGGAUAUAUCAGAUAGACAAAGAAAAAUGGAUGGGGGGGUGGAAUCAGAAAACAUUGCUCCAGAGAGAGUAUUGGCGACCCCGGCGGUGAGGAGGAUAGCCAUGGAGAAUGACGUGAGACUAAAAGACGUAACAGCGACCGGCAAGGGAGGAAGAGUACUAAAAGAAGACAUACUGGCGCAUCUGCAGAAAAUUUCCGCAAUUCCAGAAAUCAAGGCGGAAGCCCCAUCGCGUACAAGUGUGACGGGGAAGACAGUCGGUCUCAAGGGAUACUCGAAACACAUGUGGAAAACUAUGACAAAAUCCCUGAGUAUUCCGCACUUCGUCUACAGUGACGAGUGCAAUGUGAACCAGGUGAUGCGCUGCCGAAACGAGGUGAAGGCUUCCUUGAAGGACCGAGGCGUCUCUCUGACCCUUUUGCCAUUCUUCGUGAAGGCGGCAUCGCAGGCGUUAGAGCAGUGUCCCGAAUUGAACGCCUGGCUCAACGAGGAGAAUCAAACGCUGCAGAUGCUGGAUAAUCACAACAUCGGCAUCGCCAUGGACACGCCAGAGGGCCUGGUGGUACCGAAUAUCAAAAACGUGCAGAAUCUCAGUGUUUUCGCAAUCGCGCAGGAGCUCAACAGGCUUCAGGAGCUCGGCAGGAAAUCGUCGAUUCCACUCGCCGAUUUAACUGACACGACUUUUUCGUUAUCCAACAUAGGCGUCAUUGGUGGAACGUACACGAAACCGGUGAUCCUGCCACCGCAGGUGAUAAUUGGCGCGUUCGGAAAGGCACAGAAGAUACCACGAUUCGACGAUAAGGGGAAUGUAGUUCCAGCCAGCAUAAUGUCAGUCAGUUGGUCUGCGGAUCACCGCGUCAUCGACGGUGUCACGGUGGCCAAGUUCUCCAAUCUAUGGAAGCACUAUGUGGAGAAUCCGAUGCACUUGUUGAUUGGUGCGUGAGGCCGCUUACGUGCAAGGAGUCUAAUCUCUACUUUUUUACAUACCUAAAAAAUCAAUCAACAUUUUAUUCAUGUUUCGCCAUAAUCUUCAUAAUCUCGUUUUGAUAAUAUGAUGGUGGUCCAAAGUGGACAUGAUCGAAAAUAAAAAAAGAGAAAAAAAAACCAUAUUCAAUCUUGUAUACAUAAGUUAUAUAUUAUUUUUUCUUAUGUAGAUGUAAUUCUUUCUAAGAAUGGAAUUGAAUACCGUAGUCGACUUUAAAAUCGUAUUUCACGGAUUUUCUUACCUUUCUACAAAUUUAUUGACGACUCGAAAAAUCGCAUAUUUCGCGGAAAUUAGAUUCUAUCUUUGUAAAGGAAUUGUAUCUCUUUACGUAAUUUGAAUAUUAAAGAAUUUGGUUUCUCAAAACUU
Pogonomyrmex barbatus (red harvester ant) is the source of this 2096-nucleotide messenger RNA. RefSeq names its product Dihydrolipoamide branched chain transacylase E2 (gene Dbct). Gene Ontology annotation, molecular function: acetyltransferase activity; lipoic acid binding. NCBI's taxonomy places the organism in Eukaryota, Metazoa, Arthropoda, Insecta, Hymenoptera, Formicidae. The record is from RefSeq and is a predicted model, not a curated record. Gene Ontology annotation, cellular component: mitochondrion; cytoplasm.